AUGAAACUGACUUUUCUAACAAACUCUUUAGCCAUACUAUACUUUGUAUUCUACCUUUCUUUAUGGCUUACCACUAUUCAUGCAGCAGGUGUCAUCACUCAUCUGACAUUACUCGCAAGAUCUGCACCGGAUAAUUUAAAAAGGACCCAUUACUCAUAUUUAAAGGCAGGCUCCUUCUUCCCAGAUGCAUUAUAUAAUUGUGAUCCAAAUAAUGCUGAUUGGAAAGAAUUUGCUGAAUUUACACAUUGGCCGCCCUUUUUGCAUAUCGGUAUUCAACUAUGGUCAGAAAAAUAUAAACACACUCCAAAUUCUAUGGAUUCAUUGAAUUUGAAAUCUUUACUAUUAGGUGUAUUCAUCCAUCAAAUAGUUGACACUUCAUGGCAUUCUUUGGUCCCUGAUUGGAAAAAUCAUGGAUUAUUAAAAGUAAUUAGUGAAUUGGAAUUCAAUGGCGAUGUAGAUAAUGCUCAUAAUUUUAUCGACAUUAUGGGUGAAUUUAUUCAAUUAAGCAAAAUGGCAAGGAUAAGUACUGAUAAUAACGAUAUUUGGGAUUUUUAUUUGGAAAAAAAUUGGCCCUUACCAAAAAAAGAAGACGUGGAAGAAUUAAUUGAACGAUCAGGUUUCCAACAGAAAAAUAUUGAUUUUCAAACAAUAAAAAGAUGUCUGAAAACUGGAGAAACAGCAAUUAAUGCAGAAAUAUCCACAUUUAAAAAUAAUAGAAAUAAUCUUCUAAACGUAGCAUAUGGACUAUCACCUCGAUCAGGAGAAUUUUUGCAAGACUAUUGGCUUGGAGGAGAAUUCAACUUAAUUUCAACAUUACGGAAAUGUGUGCCCGUAUUUCAAUCAUUGUUUAACCAUUACCAAGAUGUCACAAAAGAGGAUUUUGAAAAUGAAAUAAAAAUAUGUAAUAAUCAGGAAAUAAAUAAACCAUAUGUGAUAUAUCCUUAUCGGUCGGUUCUAAGCCUGGAGUUAUACAAAGAUAAUCAUUUGUAUAUAUCGCCAAUGAUUCCCUUUUCAAACUUUGGCUCAAGUCUAACUCUUGGUAGAUUUAUGGAUGAUAACGAACAGUACCUUGCAGUUGGAGCGCCAUUAGAAAAUUCACAAGGUUCUAUUUACCUCAUCCCAUGGUCAAUCUUUACUUCAGACCAGUUGGAACACACACAAGAGAUAACCCAUAUCCCAAUGGUGCCAAUGUAUGGUUCGGCAGUUCAUUCCUUCCCACUGUAUGAUUUUGACUUUUUAGUAGUUUCAGAACCUGGAUUAAAUUCUAUCAGGAUUUUUAGAGGACUGCGAUUAGUCUUAGUCUUACGAGAUUCCCUCACAUCAGAUGCUUCCCAAUUGACAGUUUCGCAAGUUUUAGAUAUCAAAGGUGAUGGUAUUCCCGAUCUUUUACUAUCUGGUAUGUAUUAUGGUGAUCAUGAGGAAGGGAGAGUAUUUAUAAUACGAGGUAUGGAGUUAUUACCUUACUUGUUUUCAAAUCAUGAUCCAAUUUAUCUAGAGAUUACUAAGAUUCCGAAUAUUAUGCUUCAAGAUAAUUAUUCACAGGGUCCUUAUCAUCAUUUUGGGUCUUCCAUGGCAGUUUCUUUCGUUCGAAUGAACAAUGAUGCUAAGAAUAGGCUACUUUAUAUCACUGCACAGAGUCAAGGUAUCGUAUAUGUAUAUGAGCUAAAUACUCUCAAUAAUACCAGUUUACCAAAAUUCUGCAUCCAAGGGAAAAAUAUAACAAGCUUAGACGAGUCAACAGCAUCCGCAAUAAAGAAGAUCCCGUCCCGCCAGCAUGGGAUGUUUGGUGUUUCCUUUUGUACUUGGCAAAGUGGGAAUGAUAGCUAUGUUGCGAUAUCACAACAUCUCUUUGAUAGAGUAUUUAUUUACAGGGAAAAUAAUGGUAGUAUAGAAUAUUACUUAACAUUAGCGCUAAAAGUUACAGUUGAUCCAGUAAAAUAUAAAAUAGGAUUUGGAUCUUCCAUUGAAUAUGAUCAUGAGAAUAAUGUAAUGUUCAUUUCGUCGCCAGGUAUAUAUGACGACACAGGCGCAAUAUGGAAAAUACCUAUGACAGAAUUGGAAAAUGCAUUUGAAAAUCAGGAGUAUGUUCUCGUUGUCAAUAAAAAAUUGGAGCACUUACAUCUAAUAAAUCCAAGAAGGAACAGCAAAGGUUCAACUCACUUUGGUAAGACUAUGUUCUUAAGCCACGAUCAUAAAUUAGUUAUCGGUAUACCUCAUGAUGGAUAUGGGAGUUUAGGGUUAAACCAAUUAGUAGGAAGUGUAAUGGUCGUUUAA
This is a messenger RNA of Naumovozyma dairenensis CBS 421, 2274 nucleotides long. RefSeq lists its product as uncharacterized. Bases 1 to 2274 code for a protein of 757 amino acids. The record is from RefSeq and is a predicted model, not a curated record. The transcript has a single exon. Gene Ontology annotation, cellular component: extracellular matrix. Gene Ontology annotation, molecular function: GPI anchor phospholipase D activity. Lineage: Eukaryota; Fungi; Ascomycota; Saccharomycetes; Saccharomycetales; Saccharomycetaceae.